Molecule: messenger RNA, 959 nt
Organism: Mauremys mutica (yellowpond turtle)
Lineage: Eukaryota; Metazoa; Chordata; Testudines; Geoemydidae
Product: tumor necrosis factor receptor superfamily member 12A-like
Exons: 5
Coding region: 80-439 (119 amino acids)
Biological process (GO): positive regulation of apoptotic process
Cellular component (GO): plasma membrane
Molecular function (GO): protein binding
Source: RefSeq, a predicted model, not a curated record
GAAAGUUGGGAGUUUGGGGCGUUGAGUCACCGGCUCAGAGCCCGCUCGGGACAGGAGCCGCCGGGACCCGGAGCCAGCGAUGGAGACUCGGGGGGGCCUCGCCGUGGUGCUGCUGGUGCUGCUGGGGGGCGCCCGGGGCGAGCCGGCCGCAGGUCCCUCCUGCCCGGGGGGCCAGUCGUGGAGCCCCGACCUGGACAAGUGCAUGGACUGCACCAUCUGCCUCCACCGCACCAAGAACGACUUCUGCGCCACAUGUGGCGAGCCCCAGCCCCAGGACUCCCGGCUGUGGCUGGCUGUGGGGGGCGCCGUGGGGGGAGUCGCUGUGCUCGGCCUGGUGGGGGGGGCACUGCUAUGGGCCCGCUGCCGCAAGAGGGAGAAAUUCACCACCCCCAUAGAAGAGACUGGAGGCCACUCGGGCGAAGAGUCGCUGAUAGAUUGAUGGUGACUCUGGUCUGGGCAGCCGUGGGGCGGAAUUGGAGACAUUAACCCUUGGAUCGCCGCAGGAGCCCCAGCCGCAGCCUUUGACCAGCGUCCCCCCGAACCCUGAUUUUCACCACUCCCCAGAAGGACUCUUGGAAGCGGGGGGGGGGGGAUGUUCUAUUUUGCACAGAUUCGGGGGCUGCUGGAGACCCCCAAACCUUCCCCUCACACAUCAUGUUUCUAGAAAAAAUUGGGGGGUGUCUGCUUGAAAUACUCCCCCCGGCCCUGAGAUGGGGGCUGGGGUUUUCCCCAAUGCCCCAUAUUGGGGCCUCUCCGGCAGCAUUACAAAUUUGCACUUCCCUGGCUUAGGAAGGGGGGAUCUCACAUUACAGGGGAUCCUCCCUGUGACCCUAAACCUCAGCUCUUGGGCUGCUGUAGAGGAAUGUGGGGUCCCUUUGGGAGCACCCCAGGGGGAGACUUGGGGUCCGCUAGAGGCCGUCUAGGGUCUCUUUAAAACUUGUGUAGAACUGGCCCCCCCA